Molecule: messenger RNA, 927 nt
Organism: Danio aesculapii
Lineage: Eukaryota; Metazoa; Chordata; Actinopteri; Cypriniformes; Danionidae
Product: rano class II histocompatibility antigen, A beta chain
Exons: 5
Coding region: 22-843 (273 amino acids)
Biological process (GO): positive regulation of T cell activation; immunoglobulin production involved in immunoglobulin-mediated immune response; immune response
Cellular component (GO): membrane; MHC class II protein complex
Molecular function (GO): MHC class II protein complex binding
Source: RefSeq, a predicted model, not a curated record
AUCAGUAUACAGAACGACAAAAUGCAGUUCAGUCGUCUUGCAUGUCUGCCAAUGAUUUUGUCUGCUUUAUUGGAAACAGCAUGUGGAAAUUACGGCUAUCUUCAAAGUCAGUGUCGAGUACUGGGCUCUACUAAAAAAGUUGAGCUCAUCUUCUCAUUCAUCUUCAACAAGAUUGAAUAUAUUAGAUACAACAGUACCGAUCAGAAGAUUGUUGGCUACACUGAAUUUGGAGAGAAAUUGGUUGAAAACUAUAAAAAUAACACAUUUGUACUAGUCCAGGCAGAGUUUGGGGUUGACAACUGUGAAAAAAUUGCAAAGGCACUUAUCUCUGAUGGAACGCUGAAUCAUGUGACAGUGAAACCAGAAGUCAUUAUUCGGUCAGUUACUGAAGCUAAAGGAAAUCAGAAAGCUGUUCUGUUGUGCAGUGCCUAUGACUUUUACCCCAAAGCCAUCAAACUGACGUGGAUGAGAAAUGAUAAAAAGGUUACAGCUGAUGUGACGUCCAUUGAGGAGAUGGCUGAUGGAGACUGGUACUACCAGAUUCACUCCCACCUGGAAUAUUUUCCUCAACCUGGAGAGAAGAUCUCCUGUGUGGUGGAUCACGCCAGCUCCCAUAGACCCAUGAUCUAUUACUGGGAUCCCUCUCUCCCCGAGUCUGAAAGAUCUAAAAUCAUUCUUGGAGCUUUGGGGCUGCUGAUGGGGAUCUUUACAGCAGCUGCAGGAGUGAUCUAUUAUAAAAGAAAACAAACAGGCUUUUACAGACUUCCGGUUUAUUUACUUCCACUGCAAACAAUGAACGACACUGAACAGCACUAUGCUGCAACAUGUGACACUUUAACAUAACAUUCAGAUCAUCUGAGAGAACCAGUGAUUCAAUAUGAAGAGUGCCCAUCAAUCAUAUAUGCCUCAUCUCCUGAUUAUUCAUAU